GCUCUGGUCGUUGCGUUACAGCAGGCCACGCCCAUGCUCGCUUGCAGUGGUGACUGUUGGCGUGGCGUGCAGUGACGCUCACUUGUUGCUUCACUGGAUAAGGUGAAACUUUUCCAGCGAUACAUUAACGGACUUUUGACACAUUGAAACUUCUCGCAGGGCAGGACAGCUCGCGCGUCCUGUUGUCUUUUCAGUCCCAACUGAAACGGGUUGGGUUUUCACAGAAAUGUCUCUGGCAGAGCAGAGCCAGCAGUGGUUCCCCACCAGCGUCCAGGUAACGGUGCUCCAGGCGAGGGGCUUGCGGAUCAAAGGGAAGAAUGGCACCAACGACGCGUACGCCAUCAUGCAGGUGGCCAAGGAUAAGUUCUCCACCUCGGUGGCGGAGAAAUGCGUUGCGCCGGUGUGGAAAGAGGAGGCCGCGUUCGACCUGCCGCUCUUUCACCCCGGUAACGCGGAGCGCUGCACCCUACAGGUGUGUGUGAUGCACCGGGCUCUGAUGGGACCCGAUAAAAUGCUCGGACAGGCGACCAUCAACCUCCUGGAACUCCAAGACAAUAAAUCCCGUAAUAAAACAGAAUGGUUCAAAUUGAUGGACAAGACGGGGAAGGCUGAUAAAGACAGGGGUGAGGUGUUACUAGACAUUCAGUUUAUGAAGAACAACAUGACGGCCAGCAUGUACGACCUCUCCGGGCAGGACAAGUCACGUUCACGGCUUGGGAAGCUUAAAGAUAAGCUGAAAGGGAAAAAGAAAGAUGGGAUGUCGGAUUCUGCUUCUGCCAUUGUGCCUUCAGUCAGCCAGGUACUGACUGACAGCGAGGGAGAAGAAGAACCUGACUCCACACCUGGAGUCAAAAAGAAGAAUAAACUCAAAUCUCUUUUCAAACCCAAGCCGGGUUUGCACCGUAACAUUUCCCAAUCCAUGUCCACGCUCACCACCCUGCCUGAAAAAGACUCAGCCAUCAGUCUGAGCAGAUCGUCUGGCCUAAAUGUAGAGUCUCCUGAAGGUAAAAAGAAAUUUAAAUUUCUGAAACACAAGCGGACCGAAAGCUCUGAUAGCAAGGUUUCCCAGGGCACCGGCUCUCCUGGACUGGGCAUGGUGCAGAGCAACGUGUGCAUCAACGGCGGUCACGUCUACACAGAAGAACCAGAGAGCAGAGGAUCCAGGGCUGGUUCCACCUUCAGCCUGAACAGCUCAGGCCACGGAUCCAUGGAGGACCUGCGCAGAGGUCAUGACAGGAAAACCUCCAGCACCUCAGUGGACUCUCUUAAAACCUCUGACCUACAAACUCAAGAGAAUGCUGUGGAAGAGAUGCGAAGAAGACAAGAGGAACAGAGGAAACAGGAAGAGGAAGUCAGGAAAAGACUAGAGGAGGAACGGAGACGGGAAGAGGAAAGGAAACAGAUUGAGGAAAAAAUGAGACUGGAGAGGGAAGAGGAAAGGAAACGGUUAGAAAGAGCAGAAGAGGAGAGGAAAAGGAUUGAGAGAGAGGAAGAAAGAAAGAGGAUAGAGAAGGAAGAGGAACGGAAACUGAUUGAAAAAGAGGAGGAAAGAAAGAGGAUAGAAAGGGAAGAGGAGAGGAAACAGAUUGAGGAAAAAAAGAGAUUGGAGAAGGAAGAGGAGAGGAAACGGUUGGAAAGAGAGGAAGAGGAGAAGAAAAGGAUUGAGAGAGAAGAAGAAAGAAAGAGGAUAGCGAGGGAAGAGGAGAGGAAACAGAUGGAGAGAGAGGAGGAAAGAAAGAGGAUAGAAAGGGAAGAGGAGAGGAAAUGGAUUGAGGAAAAAAGGAAAUUGGAGAAGGAAGAGGAGAGAAAACGAUUGGAAAGAGAGGAAGAGGAGAGGAAAAGGAUUGAGAGAGAAGAAGAAAGAAAGAGGAUAGAAAAGGAAGAGGAACGGAAACUGAUUGAAAGAGAGGAGGAAAGAAAGAGGAUAGCGAGGGAAGAGGAGAGGAAACGGUUGGAAACAGAGGAAGAGGAGAGGAAAAGGAUUGAGAGAGAGGAGGAAAGAAAGAGGAUAGCGAGGGAAGAGGAGAGGAAGCAGAUGGAGAGAGAAGAAGAGAAGAGGAAGCUAGAGAAACAGGAAGAGGAAAGGAGAAGAAUUGAGGCAGAGGAUAGAGAAAGAAAAAGGAUUCAGCAGGAGGAAAUGAUCAGAAUAAAGAACAAACAGGAAGAGGAAAGAAGGAAAGCUGAGGAGGAGAGGAUCAAAGAGGAGAAAAGGAAUAGAAUGGAGGAAGAGGAAAAGGCUAGGAAGGAAGAAAAUAAACGGAGGAGAAUGGAGGAAGAGGAGAGAACGAGACUUGAGAAUGAAAAGUUGCGAAAAGAAGAGACAAGAAUGAUCGAGAUGGAAAGACAACGCGCUGAAGAAGAGGAAAGACUACAAAAGGAAAAAGAAAAGGUGGAAGCAGAGGAAAAGAGGAAAAGGAUAGAGGAAGAAGAGAGAAGACUGUCUGAGCAGAAAGAAAGAAAAGAACAAGAAAGGUUACGUUUGGAAAAAGAGAAGUUGGAGCUUGAGAACAAGAAAAUGGAAGAAAGGAUGAGAGAGGAACAGGCACGCAAAAAGGCUGAGGAAGAGGAGGAGAAGAGGAAGCUGAAAGAGAAAGCAGACCAGGAGAGAAUCAGGCAAGAUAAAGUAGAAAUGGAGAGACAGAAGGAAGAGAAAGAACAGCGGCCUCAGGUGAAACCCAGGAGUGCUCGACUGAAUACGAGUAAAAAAGCACCUGACGAGACUAAAUCAGCCUACAUCCCAUCUGCCAAUCCCUUUGAAGACCUGCUCUCAUUCGAUGAGAGCUCCACCAAUCCCACCGUUUCUCAACCUGAAGCCCUCAGUCAGUCCACCAAAGUCUCUGCAGUCAAGCCAAGUUCUUCUGUUUCUGGAAUCUUCUUUUCGCAAGCAUCUAUGCCAAACACCAAUCCAUUCUUAGAUGACUCUGAUGUUGACAGUGGAAACACUGAGAAAGUUGUCCAUCUCGGAGACACUGCAGAAAGGUCAGAUAAAAAACGACGUGCACCAAUGCCUCCCCUGAACAAGACGCAGAUGGGAAAAACAGACAUCCCUCCCAGAGCACCAGCAAUUCCUGAAGCCACACAAGCUUUUCUGUCUAGAGGAAGAAGUGCACAGCUUUUCUGUCUAAAGCAAGAAGUGCACAACGGACAUGCAGACCAAUCUACCACACCUCUUCAUACCGGAGGACAGAGAACUACUAGAUUCCAGGAAAAAGACCAGACUAAUAAAGUGAGCCCAGUUUUGCAAGAUGAGUCUAGGAUCUCUGAUGCAGUCAAUUCUGGGAACACCAGUUUAUCAAAUCUUAGGCAGGUUCAUCCCAGUAACAGACCAGAAACCAACCCUUUUAUAUUUACUGAGGUCAAAACAACUAAACACAACAAGGGUCCAGCUCCAAAGCCUUUUUUACAGUCAAAAUGUUGCAAGACAUCUGCAUCUGAAACUGAACCCAACAACCUAACAAUUAGUAAUGUCCAUUUGACUGGACAUGAAACCAGUGCUGCCUCAAACUCUUGCAUUGAGUCGACUGACAAGCUUGAUGAUCUUCUUGCAUCUGAAGAGCCUUCUACCAAACCAGAGCCUGUGUACUCUGAUGACCUUUCUUCGAUAGAUUUACCAGCAAAGACUAAACUAGACUCUCUUCGAGAAGAUGUACCUUCAAGGUCUGAUCCAGUCCUUGUAAAGGUUCUCUGCAAUGUGAAUGAUCCCAAGAAUACUGAAAAUGUCUUGUUUGAGAGUGGUGUUUUCAAAAAGAAGAGUCGGGCCCCAUUGCCUCCUGCCAAAUCAGCAUCCGGCCAGCAACCAGAAGCUGCUUUGAACUCAACCAGUCAACCCAACAUACAAGAUCAAGACAAGUCAUUAACUAUUAAUAGUAGCAAGUCAACUUCUUGUUUUACCGAAUCCCUGGUGAACUCAUCUUCAACCUCCAGUCAAGUUCUCACUCCUCUAAGAAUGGAAGCAAGUCAUGGGUCAGGGCACCGGCCUCUCUCGCCUGUCAGAGUGUCACCUAUUGAUGUUCAGAAAAAUGGGAGUGAAAGUGAGAGAACAGGUGAUCCUGCCUUCAAACCCUGCAGGUCCCAUGCAGUGAAACCCCUGAGCACCACUGACAAGCAAUCAGACCUCAGAGAGACCCAGGACGCUUCCAGAUCUGCUAAAAUUACAGAUGACCUACAAGUCAAGAUGAAGGCCCCACAGGCUAAAGGGACGGGACCUUACUCCCAGCUAACCCAUGAAGAACUCAUUAACUUGUUGGAAAAGCAGAAGCAGCAGCUUUCUCAGAAAGAUGCUAAGAUUGGGGAACUGGAACUUUAUAUAGACAAUCUUCUGGUGCGUGUCAUGGAGGAUAACCCCAACAUCUUAAUGUCCUUGAGCUCGAUGAAUAAGUCAGUUUGAGUAAUUUUGUAGCAGACGGUUUUGUAUUUAAUGUGCACUGCAAUCACAAAUAUGGGGUGAACAACAGUACAAGGUUGUGGGUAAAUCACAGAAGCUUUCACUAAAGCCAGUAGCUAUAACUGCGCACACACACUAAUGUGCUGAAGAUCAGGGUGUAUACCUGACGUCUCGGACUAAAUGGUGAUGACAUGAAUGUUUGUUGUUUGGCACAUGUACAUGUUGAAAUAAAUCAUAUGUUAAGUAUUUUCUCCAAAGGUUUUUACUAUCCAUUUUUUCUAUUUGAAUUGCUAAUAUUCUUUGAUUAGAGUUAUAUAUAUCAUAUAUCAUCUAUUCAGUAUACUCUAAUAUCAUGUAUUCAAUGUUUUGGUAAAAGUGUUCAAUGGACGCAACACACGUGUUAUAUAAGUGAACAAAAUAGCACUACAUAUAUUCUUAAAAAAGGUUUUAUAUGAAUUACAAAGCUGUAUAUUUUGUAGACAGAUCUUUGUAUUAACACAUAUUUUCCUUUUCAAUAAAGCACUUUUAAAGAAUCAGUUCAUCUAUAAAUAAUGAAUAUGUGAUCAUUUGUAUGUUAUGCCUUUUGUCAUGUAAGCUGAAAGCUUUAUUAUUCUCUGCUUUUGAAAUAAAGAAUGUCACAGGUGUGGCUCUGCAAAGGGCAGCGUCACAA
Cyprinus carpio (common carp) is the source of this 5054-nucleotide messenger RNA. RefSeq names its product RAB11 family interacting protein 1 (class I) b. Lineage: Eukaryota; Metazoa; Chordata; Actinopteri; Cypriniformes; Cyprinidae. Gene Ontology annotation, cellular component: intracellular membrane-bounded organelle. The record is from RefSeq and is a predicted model, not a curated record. Gene Ontology annotation, molecular function: small GTPase binding. Gene Ontology annotation, biological process: regulated exocytosis.